Cloeon dipterum is the source of this 2319-nucleotide messenger RNA. RefSeq names its product Serine-arginine repetitive matrix 1 (gene Srrm1). Lineage: Eukaryota; Metazoa; Arthropoda; Insecta; Ephemeroptera; Baetidae. Gene Ontology annotation, molecular function: RNA binding. Gene Ontology annotation, biological process: regulation of mRNA splicing, via spliceosome; mRNA processing. Bases 156 to 2072 code for a protein of 638 amino acids. The record is from RefSeq and is a predicted model, not a curated record. Gene Ontology annotation, cellular component: spliceosomal complex. The transcript has 12 exons.
GCCAUAGCAAUUGAAGAACGCCAUCAUUGUUGUUGUGCUUGAAAAUUAGUCGUCAUCUCAUUUCCUUCGUUUGAGCUGCUUUUGGGAUUUUGAACACCAAUAUCCACUUGUUGUUGCGUUGAGGAGUUACCUGAGGUGGAGAAUCACCCUCCAUCAUGACGGAUGCCGGCUUUUUUAGGGGUACUUCCGCUGAACAGGACAACCGGUUCAGUGACAAAGAGAAGAAACUCUUAAAACAAAUGAAAUUCAAUGAGCACCUGAGCAAAAGGGUGGAUAUGGCCAAGGUUAAAAUUGAUGUUCUAAAACCUUGGAUAACACAGCGCAUUACAGAACUUCUUGGCAUGGAUGAUGACGUUGUUGUUGAAUUUGUCUUCAAUCAAUUAGAGGAUGACAAGAAUCCAGAUCCAAAGAAAAUGCAAAUAUUGCUGACAGGAUUUUUAAAUGGCAAGAACGCUAGAAUUUUCAUGUCUGAGCUGUGGGAGUUGCUGCUCUCAGCGCAGGAAAGUUUAAGUGGUAUUCCAGAGAAAUUCUUGGAACUGAAAAAAGAAGAGUUGAAGAAAAAAGUGGAGGAACAGGAAAAAAUGCAUGAGACAAUUAAAAAGCAAAUGGCGGAAAAAGAGAUACAGAGGGGCGAGGAGGGACGAAAGGAGAGGAAGCUUGAAUCGAGCCACGACAGGAAGGGGAGGUCAAGGAGUCGUUCAAAGGGUCGUUCAAGAGCGAAGUCCAGAAGUAGGUCAAGGGGCAGAGACCGAAAGAAGUCUAGGAGCCGCUCUCGAGGUCGUAAGGACAGAGGAAGGUCCAGGAGUCGGUCCAGGGGCAGAGACAAGGACAAAGAAAAGGCAAAGUCGAGGAGCCGCUCUCGCGGAAAGGAAAAGGCUGUUAAGUCUCGAAGUGCUUCCAAGGAUCGCUCUAGGAGCAAAUCUAAGGAAAAGGAAAAUGCCAAGGAGUCGGAAUCUCCUAAAGUUAAAAAGGAGGCUGAGGAGGACCCGGCUGCCGAAAGACGUGACGAGGGCAAAGAAGGCAAGAGUGCCAGUCCUGAAGCUAAGAAGGAUGACGAUCUUGACAUUCACAAGACGGAGGAUAGUGUGCAGAAGAAACGUCACUACCGACGUACCAGAGACUCUAGUUCAGACUCUGAUCAGCCUGCUCAGAGAAAGAAAUCCCGAUCUCGAACCCCAGAACGCCGAGAGCGGGAACGGAAUCGUCCUCGCCGGUAUGAUGAUCCUCGACCACGGGACAGAGACCGUGAUCGCGACAGAGACCGCGAUCGUGGCAGAUUUGAUAACAGGAGGAGGCGAAGCCCUCCGCGCAUGGCGCGUUACUCCCGGAUGUCACCAAGCCCAAGAAUCAGGGACCGUGAUCGUCACCGUGAUAUUCGGAGGCAAAGAGAGACAAGGUUUGUUAGACGUGAUGCUUCUCGCGAGCGUGAUAGGUCUAGAGAAAGAGAGAGAUCUCGCGAUAGAGAUAGAUCCAGGGAAAGAGACAGAUCCAGAGAGAGGGAAAGAUCUCGGGAGAAGGACAGAUCCAGAGAGAGGAGAUCCAAAAAGAGUGUGUCUCAGAGUCCUCCACCAGGGGUGUCAAACAAAGCAGAUGACACAGUCUACUCGUCUAAGAGCCCAGUUCCUGAACAGAAUGGCAAAAAUAAGAGGCGCUCGGAGUCAUCAGAUCGCGAUAGUCGUUCCGCCUCCGAGGAAAAGAGCAGCACGGCUAAAGACAGAGAUGCCUCCUCAAGCCCUCCACGCAAGGAGAGAAAGAGGAGUCUUACCGCUUCACCAAAAAAGAGUGCCAGCAAAUCGCCAUCGCCUGCCCGCAAGAGGAGGCGCAGUUCUAGUGAGAGCCCCGAAAAGUCACCAUCUCCACCUAAAAAGUCUAAAAAUGAUAAGAAAAAAGUUGAAAGCUCCGAUUCGGAAUCGGAUGACCACAGUGGCUCAGAAGAAGAUAAGAAGCGCAAGAAGAAAUCUUUCUCUGGGAGCGACUCUGAUGCUGUAGAAAAAAAGAAAAAGAAGCACAAGAAGGAGAAGAAGCAAAAAAAGAGCAAGAAAAGCAAAAGGGAGAAGAAAAAGGAGAAGUAAUUUGCGUGUCCAGGCAACAAACGCGGAUGAGUUGGAGAAGCAGUUGAGAGAAAGGGCGCUCAAAUCAAUGAAGAAAUGACACGAUGACAUCUAAAGGUACUAGAGAUGUAACACAAUCGUUAAAUAGUUCAAGGGAGACAACAUUUUCCUCAUUCAAAUGCAAUUUGUGUGUUCUGAGUAAAUUUAUCACAGAGUUUUUGUCUCUACGUUUGAUUUAAUAAAAGAAAAGAGUCUGUAAAACAAGCCA